Molecule: messenger RNA, 1900 nt
Organism: Pistacia vera
Lineage: Eukaryota; Viridiplantae; Streptophyta; Magnoliopsida; Sapindales; Anacardiaceae
Product: plant UBX domain-containing protein 11
Exons: 10
Coding region: 157-1635 (492 amino acids)
Molecular function (GO): protein binding
Source: RefSeq, a predicted model, not a curated record
UUAUAAUAAACGCAAUCCUACGGCUUAUAUUAUAUUCAUAAACUCUGUUACAAAUUUCCGGAAUCACCCAACUCUCCCUUCUUCUUUCCUCUGUUUUUGCGAUCCAAACCCUAAUUUUACUAACAAUUCUUCAGAAAUCCUGUUUCUUAAUCAGAGAUGGAACGCUCUCUCUCCUCUUUGACGUUUAAAGGUUCGAUUCCUGAAGCCAUUGCUGAAGCUAAAAAGCAGAAGAAGCUUUUUGUUGUUUACAUUUCAGGUGAGAUGUCAAUUCAGUCAACUUGGAAAACACCACAUGGACUGACUUGUGCAAUAUAUCCACAAAACUCUGUUCCUUGUAUAACGGCUAUCGGAUACAAUGGUGUACAAGUAUGGAAAAGUGAAGGGUUUGUUAGUGCUGAAGUUCUGGCAUCCAAUUUAGAGAAGGCAUGGUUGAGUCUUCAUAUUCAGGAAACAACUGCAACGGUAUUGUCUGCCGCACUUGCUUCAAAAAAAUCUGAACCACCCCCUUCAGAGACUUCUGUUAUUGGCACAUCUGAGCAGGGAGGUUCUUCAGGUACAGCUGUUCCAUCCCCUACAUUGCAGAAAAAUGUCCAAUCCUCAGAGGCGACAUCAUCUGUUGGAUCUGAGAUGGCGAAGGAAAAUAAUACUGAAAAGGGUGUAAAGACUUCUUUGGAAUUUGCAAGUGGCAGCCAGUCAGGGAGUAUUGAAGAUGAGCUCUCCACCUCUUCCUCUGAAGCAGUAAAGGAUUCUCUUGGUACUGUAAUGGCAGAGCCAAGCAAUUCUAGAACAGAGCAUGAGUCUUUCGAUGCAGCCCCUGUGCUUGACCCUGUCAUCAAAAGGAAUAUUAAUCAUCAUUCCAGUGGUCCCGAAGUACAUUCAAAAGCAAUUUCAGCUGAAGCAAAGGUAGCAGUGCAAUAUGAGAAGGCAGAUGACAAAAAUGAUGAGAAGGUUAAGUCAUUGGCUGAUUGCGGUAAAGUCAAUGAAUCAAGUGAUGUUCAUUUAAAUAUCCGAUUACAUAAUGGUGUUAGCCUACGAGAGAAAUUUGAUUUGACAAGCAGUUUAAGGGUGGUGAAAGAUUAUGUGGAUAACCAAGCAAGUAGCCUGGGCCCCUAUGAUCUUGCUGUUCCAUAUCCUCGCAAAGUAUUUAGUGAUGAAGAUUUAAGCAAAUCAUUAUCAGAGUUGAGUUUGUUUAACAGACAAACAUUGGUAGUAGUUCCACGUCAGAAAGCUUCAUCUUCAUCCUUUGAGAAAACCAACUCUUCAACUAAUGCUCAUCCUUCCAAUGAAACGGCUGGGGGCUAUUUUGGAUAUGUUCGAAGAAUGUUGUCAUAUGUGAAUCCUUUUUCCUAUUUCAGUGGUGGAGCCAACUCAUCAAGUUCAGGACAAGAUUCUCAGACCGGCAUAUGGGAAUACAGUCCAAAUUCUGCAUUUCGAAAUAACCUUGCUAGAAGAGAGACAAAUGACAGUACUUCAUCCAGCAGAAAUGACAGUAAGGAUGGGCCACGAACCACAUCUGCUUUUGGGAGCAAUAUUCAUACAUUGAAACGUGAUGAAGAUGAUGACCGUUUCAGUGAUAGAAACGCCUUCUGGAAUGGAAAUUCGACACAGUAUGGUGGUGACAACAAUGGCAAAUAAGGUUCCACUAGACUCAACUGCAAAGAUUCUGAGCCCUGAAUUAUGUAAGAACUUGGCUUCCGUCUUGUUUGUUUUUCCAAACCUCCUAACUUUGGUGUAGAGUCUGAUUCGUAAAUAAAACUAUCGGACAUAAUAAUAACGAAAGGUCCAUAAUAUUUCUGUCUAGAUUUUCCGCUAUUCAAAAGAGAGUAAAGCCACUAGAUAUUUGUACAAGUACAUAUUUUUGGUUGUCAAUAUUGCCCCUUCCAAUUGCUUGAUGAAUUUA